AUGGAUAAUAAAAAUGAAAUACACCGCCUUAAUAUUAAAGAAGCAAUUGAGUUUACUUGUGAGGCAUGGAAAAAUGUAACUUCUCAAACAAUUAUUAAUUGUUGGCAUAAAACUGAAAUCGUACCGUUGGUUGAUUGGAAUUGGAUUAAAGAAUUCAAAUAUAAAGAACAUGAAAGUAUAAGACCAGAAAAUAAUAUUGAGCAACUUAUUUCUAAUAUUUCUUCUAAUUAUAUGCAAGUAAUGGAAGCUAAUAAAUAUAUUUAUAUCGAUGAUAAUAUUAUGACAGAAGAAGUAGUUACUGAUGAAAAAGCAAUUAUAGAAGAAAUUCUUUAA
Messenger RNA from Acaulospora morrowiae, 333 nucleotides. Lineage: Eukaryota; Fungi; Glomeromycota; Glomeromycetes; Diversisporales; Acaulosporaceae. The record is from the annotation of a GenBank genome assembly.